Molecule: messenger RNA, 1929 nt
Organism: Cyprinodon variegatus (sheepshead minnow)
Lineage: Eukaryota; Metazoa; Chordata; Actinopteri; Cyprinodontiformes; Cyprinodontidae
Gene: slc3a2a
Product: solute carrier family 3 (amino acid transporter heavy chain), member 2
Exons: 11
Coding region: 102-1622 (506 amino acids)
Biological process (GO): carbohydrate metabolic process; amino acid transport
Source: RefSeq, a predicted model, not a curated record
AUAAACUCCUACCGGCUUUUUCGGCAGAGAUCAGGGGAGUACACGACACAAAAAGGAACAAUAAACCUCACGGACAUUUACCGCUUAUUACAGAUUCAACCAUGAGUAAGGACACAGAGAUCGACAUGGAGGAGGUGAAGCUGAACGAGAUGGACCAGGAGAAGCAGCCUAUGACAGGUGACGGUCCUGCUCCUGCUGGGGAGAAGAAUGGCAGCGUGAAGCUUAAGGUACCGGAUGAUGAUGUGACAUUCACCGGCCUGUCCAAGGAGGAGCUGAUGAAAGUCGCUGGGACCCCAGGGUGGGUCCGAACCCGCUGGGUGCUGCUCAUCCUGUUCUGGCUGGGCUGGGUUGGCAUGCUAGCCGGGGCGAUAGUGAUCAUCGUCCAAGCCCCCCGCUGCAAACCCAUCCCUGAGAUGAACUGGUGGAAUGAAGGACCUCUGUACCAGAUCUCUGACAUUGAGGGCUUCUCCACAGACAUGAAAGGUCUUGUAGAGAAGUUGGAUCAGCUGAACCAGAUAAAGAUCAAAGGCCUGGUUCUUGGUCCGUUUCACACCCUCCAGGCUGAUCAGCUAAGCACUCUCAAUCUUAAAGAGAUAGACCCAACCUUUGGCAAAAAGGAAGAAUUGGAGGCUGUGUUGGAGAGGGCUCACAAAAAAAGUAUUCCUGUGGUUCUUGACCUGACUCCAAACUAUUUAGGAUCUGUUCCAUGGUUCACCAGGAACAUUGAAGAAGUAAUGGAGAAACUCCAGGAUGCUGUUGAGUACUGGCUCAAACAGGGUUUUGAUGGUAUCAAGUUAUCCGGCCUAGACAUUGCUUCUGACUUUGCCGAUUGGCAGAAGCUUAAAGAUGCCAUCCAGGCAAACCGCACCGAGGACAGCAAAAAGAAGGCGCUGAUUGGUGUCGUGAGUGGUCUCUCAGCUAUGGGCGUGUCGCAGUUGGUUAACACCAGCGGUGUGGAUCUUGUCCUGCCUGACCUUCUCAGCACCCAAGAAAAUGGUGUGGAGCGGAUCAAAGCUGUGGAUGCCCUGUACUCUCAGCAGAGAAGCGUAGGCUGGAGUCUGGGUGCAAGUAAACUGCAGCCUUUGUCUAAAGUGGCAAAGUCUUCAGACCUACAGCAACUCUACCAGCUCCUGUUGUUCACCCUGCCUGGAACACCAGUGUUUACCUACGGAGAUGAAAUUGGCCUCGUAGCAGAAAAUAAAACAUCACCCAAGAUGAUUUGGGACGAGGAAAAUCUUGAGUCUUUGGAUGAGGCUGCUAAAGCGGACCGGACACAACGCAGCAAUUUGAGGUCCUGGUUCAAAUCCCUCAGUGACCUGCGAGGCAAAGAGCGCUCGCUGCUUCAUGGCGACUAUUACCCUUUGAACUCCACUGAGACCUCCCUCGCUUUCCUUCGGGUGUGGGACCAGAGCGAAAGAUACAUAACUGUUGUCAACUGGGGAACAAAACCCUCAAAGCUAAAACUAACACUGCCACCUACAGAAGGUGUAACUGUGCCAGAGAAGGCAAGAGUGAAACUAUCGACGGAUGAAGACUUAACAGAGGGCAUGUCUGUCAGUUUGGACAUGAUCACACUAGGACCUGAAAAAGCAGUGAUUCUGCAGUUCCCCUUUAUUGUCUGAAGAUGGCGCCAGACCUACAGCAAAAUUGUUAGCUGAUCAGAUUUAUUUUUUAGGGGAAACUUGAGUCUGAAGUGCUACAUCUUGGGAUUUAGUUGGUUUAAACGUUAAAAUGAAGCGGGAAAUGUUUUCUUUUGUUUCAAUAACGGCGCAUUAGUUGGGUCAGUAUGUGCGAUUUAAAAAUGGUGGCCAGUUUCAGCAUUUUAAAAAUGUCUCAAAAGAAAAUUCAUUUUAUCAAUCCUACACUACUCUGAUGUGUAAAACAUUCCUUUUGUUUGUUUUUCUGGGGGCAUUCUUAUGUAUGUUUUGA